Tachyglossus aculeatus (Australian echidna) is the source of this 2536-nucleotide messenger RNA. RefSeq names its product proline rich basic protein 1 (gene PROB1). The record is from RefSeq and is a predicted model, not a curated record. NCBI's taxonomy places the organism in Eukaryota, Metazoa, Chordata, Mammalia, Monotremata, Tachyglossidae. Gene Ontology annotation, cellular component: nucleoplasm.
AUGCUGGCCGCUCCCCACCGAACCUCAGGGGUCCCCCCGACUCCCCGCCAAGACUCGUCGGGCUCCUCCGGCUCCUACCACACGGCGCCCGGGUCCCCAGAGUCCGGCCGUCGGCGCGGCGACUGGACACGGGGGACACCGGGGGCCCGGGGGGGCGGUCCGGAGACGCAGCCUCGCCUGUCCAUCAGCGCCCAGAAUAGCCACCGAGGCCGGCCCGGCUCGGAUUUCGGCCCUCGGCCCGGGCCUCGCCCGCCCCGAGUCCGCACGCUGCCGUCGGGGGAGAUGGAGGUGAUCUUCAGCCCGGGCCCCCUGGGCGGCCCUCCGGCCGGCCGGGCGGCCCGCUACCUGGACGUGCAAAGCCCCGGCCCCGACCUCACCUCGUCCGGCUCAUCCCCCGCGCCCUCCGAGGGCAGCGGGGACGACGACGGGGACGACGAAGGGCCGGGCCGGAGUGCGGCCUACCUGGAUCUGCGGGAAUCCCCGCCCGCGCCCUCGCUGGAGCCGCGCUUCGAGUGCGUGGAGGUGGCACUGGAGGACGAGGCGCCCUCCCGGACGGUGCCCAAGCGGCAGAUCGAGCUGCGGGCGAAGCCCCGCGCCCCGGGACCGGCCGGGGGCCGCGGGCCGCUGCUGCGGACCGGCUCCCUCGACGAGUCCCUGAGUCGCCUGCAGGCCGCCUCCUGCCUGGUGCAGACGGCCCUGGCCCGGAGGCUGCAGGCCGAGCGGACCCCGGCGGCGGGGGAGAGACCCCCCUGCGCCCCGGGAGGGACCCCCGAGGAGGACCCGAGACGGCGAGGGACCGCCCCGGCCAAGCCCGAGCAGCCGCGAGGCCUCGACGCCUGCAAGGCCCCCAAACCGUGGCCCGGCCUGCGGGAACGGGCCAUCCGCCGGGACAGGCCCCCCCCCGGAUCCGAGCCCCCCGGGCCCGUCAGCUCCAGCGUCUUCCUGCUGGCCAAGGGCGCCCCGUCGGAGCCGCGUCGAUGGGAGCCCGGAGGGACCCCGGAGUCCGGCGACGGCCCCCGGCUCGGACCCCCGCCCCGGCCCCGCGACGUGCGGAAGCUGCUCAAGAACACCUACGCCCUCAGCUUCCAACCGCCCCCCGCGGCCCCCCGGGAGGAGCCCGAGGCCCCGCCGCCCGAGGUCGGGCCCCCGCCGCCACCGCCACGCUUCACCUCCACCCUCGUCAAAGACUUCCUGCCCGUCGUGCCCCAUCCCUGGGACGGGCCCGGGCCGCCGCCCUCCGGGGACUCGAGCAGCUCCGGGCCCUCCAGCCCAGACGGGAGCUCCCCGGGCCGCCCGCCGCCUAAGGUCUACGGCGACGGAGACCCCCCCAGGAGGAAGGCGGAGAACAUCACGGCCAAACCCUACGCCAGGAGCGAGAUUCGCCUCCCUGGGGCCUUCCCGCCCGCCCGGCCCGGCGACCCCCGGCCUGGUGACCCACCGCGGGCUAGGCACGCCGAGGAGCCGGGACCCCCCGGCAGAAGUCCGGAGGAGAGCUGGGGUCCCCCGGAGGAUGGCUCCUCCACCUCGCACCUGCCCGUCGCUGAGCAGGAGGCCUCGACGCCCUUCCCCAAUGAGGCCAGGGGCCCCUCUGCGACCCCCAGCCCGGGACCCCCGGAAGGCCAGCCCCGGGCCCGCGUCUCCGAGCAGCGUAGCUACCUGGCCCUUCCCCGGAGACCCCCGCCGCCCCGGGCCGCCGUCCAGCCGGCCCUCCCCUCGGGCCCACCCGAGGGCGGCCCGCCGGAGUCCGCCCGUCCGGCGGCGCCCCGGCCCCGGGCUGCCUCGGCACCGCCCCCGGUCCGGCCCGGCGACCUCCCCGGCCAGGCCCGGGGACCCCUCGGCCUCCCGCCGACUCCGCCCGGCAAGGUGCUGCUGGACCCCGAGAGCGGCCGCUACUACUACGUGGAGUCGCCCCAGCAGCCGAGGGUCAAGCUGCUCUUUGACCCCGAGAGCGGUCAGUACCUGGAGGUGCUGCUGCCGUCGCCGCCGCCGCCCUCCCCGCCCCGGGCCCGGCUCUACCCGCCCGCCGCCGCCUACCCCGCGCCCCUGGCCGUGGGCCCCGCGUUCUACGGCGUCCCCUACGCUCAGUGCCCAACCCUCUCCUUGCCACCUUCCCCCGGGACCCUCCCGCCCCGCUCCACCGACCUGUUCGCGCCCCCCGUCCCGGCGGCCAAGCUGCCGUGGGGCCUGCCGGGCCUGGAAGCCCUGUACUAUCUGCCCACGGGGAGCCCGGCCCCCAGCCCCCCCGGAGGCCUCACUCCCACCCUGGCCAACAAGGGGUCCCCCUUCAGGGUUUAACGCCCCUCACCCGGCCCUGGGUCGCCCACAGCCCAUCCCACCCCAGUCCCCCCACCUAGGAAGCUCUCCCGUCCUGAGGGUCCCUCGGGCUCCCACCGGGAGACCCUUCCCCACGCCCCUCGAGUCCGGUCCGGCCGUCCCCGGGAAGAUCCCGGCUAGGCAGCACGUGCCGCGUGGCCUCGUGGAUGGAGCAAAGCCUGGGAAUCAAGAGGACCUGGAUUCUAAUCCCGGCCCCGCCACC